UUCCGAGCACGAGUUAACAAAUGACGUAACAUGUCAUGUCAUGUGUCGAAAACGUAAAUCCAAAUUUCAAUUUCAGUGAAGUAAAAAAAAAUAGUUUUUAUAUAUAGAUAUUCGUAAUGAAUGGGCAACAAUAAAUCAAAGCACCUUUAAGGAUACAUUAUCUAGUCCUGUGUGAAGGCUCACCGAAUAAGCUCGUGUCAUUGUAAUUAAUCCACCCAUUUGGAUAUUGAUUGAUAUGGAAUUAGCUUUCCUUUAAUAUUUAAAUCUUCCGGAAUCAUGGGAGCGAACAGCAGCAAAAAAUUGGCGGCGAAAUGUUCAUUUCUAUCCAAAGACGAGCAAUUAAUCGUCAGCAAUUCGUUCAAGCUCGCCAGCAAGAAUUCCGAAAAAAUCAAAGAGGAUGAACUAACGAAAAUAUGGGGCUCCCAGAUGGACGCGCGGUUUCUACAAUAUUUAAACAAUUAUUUAUUCGGAAUGGGGGAACAAAAACAGAGCACAGUAGAUCUGGAACGAUUUGCUGAACUGUUUGUGUUCUGUACAAGAGGUACAGUGGAUGAAAAAAUCAAAGUACUUCUAACCUCUUUAGGGAAAAAUGAAAGCGAAUGCAAUGAAAUACCGUACUUGCUAGUAAAAGAGUAUGUGGAGAGCAUAGUUGCUUCCUACAUGAAGAUUCAAAAACUGAGCAACAACAGGCAAUACAAAUCGUGGUUUUCGCGCGGUUGCUUUACUUUACCUCAGAAUAUCCAGAGAUUAGCUGAAAGCCUCACCUACGAGCUUGCCACGGGAGAAAAUUUGGAUAAAAAAUCAUUAGAAUUGUGGUUACAAGGAUCAACGUUACUAGGACAAUUACUAUUGUUUGUCUCGAUGUAUUUAUUCGGUAUUAGUCAUAAAGAAAAAGGAGGAAUUCCCAGUAACGAAAAGACAGGCCAAGCUCCCGACGAACACGUGAGCUCCGUGAACGAAAAGGAAAGGGAUAGAAGCCUGAUUCCGUUUUGUAGAGGUUUAGAUUUAAUGCCUUCGUAUCCGAGCAUUUUGGAUCUCAAUCAAAUAGUAUUCAUAAAUUCCAAUCUUCCGCAACAAUACCAAUUGGAAUGGAGAUUUUUGUUUAGUUCCGAAAUACACGGGGAAUCUUUUUCGACUUUGAUAGGUAGAAUAGUAAAUCAAGGACCAUCCGUUCUCAUUGUCGAAGAAAAGAAUGGGUACAUGUUCGGCGGAUUCGCUCCCGGCAACUGGGAAUUAAAUCCGAAAUUUUUCGGCGACGACAGCAGCUUUCUAUUCACGCUUGCGCCGAGAAUGAGAAUAUUUCCGUCUACAGGGUACAACCAAAACUUCCAAUACCUCAAUUUACACCAGCAAACUCUUCCCAACGGAAUGGCUAUGGGCGGCCAGCACGGUUACUGUGGCUUGUGGAUAGACAGCGAGUACGGCCAAGGGCAGAGCAGCCCUUCCUGUACGACUUACCAGGGCUACCAGCAGCUGUCGUCGGCCAAGGAAUUCACGUUUCGCCAUUUGGAAGUGUGGGGUAUCGGCCAGCCGCCGCCGACGCCGCAAGAAAAGGGCGAAAGGGUGCAAGGCGUGGCGGGCACGACGGGCUUCAGCGUCCUAGACGGUAAUUCGGAGGAAAAGGUUAUGUUACAAUUGGCCGGUAAAACUAUGCAUAGCCAAGGUCUUCGAGAACCGCAAGAAGCUGAUUAAUCGGUGGGUAAUCGAUUACUAUGAGAAAUAUGAUCGAAAGGAGUUCGGAAAUUAUUUUUUAUAACUGAUCAAACUGUAGAAGAUUUAUAAGAUUUCACAUGGGUACAUAUUCAUAUUUAAAAAAAAUGUACUAGUCAUGUUACGUCCGGAAAUAGGGUAGGGGGGAUCGCAUGGAGCAUUUAUCACGCAUUGUUUUACUAUAAAUAUCAUUCUAUACCAAAAUACCAAGUGUUUUCUGCACAUGAUGUGCCACGAGUUCAAACUAGACAUGCUAUAUUGUGUGUUGUAAAUCCUUUAUUAUAUACAAUAUACAAUGAAUAAAAACCAUCAACUUUUCAGAUCGUCAAUAUAAAAAAAUACAAUAAAAGUAUGUUUAGUUUUUCAUACAAUAUAUGGAUAAUUUUUAUUUUUCGUGGUACAUCCUGUAUAAAGGUUGUAAGUUAUUGAUUUAUGUAAAUAUUAUUUCCUACAAAAUUUCUAAAUAAUAAGAUUGUUGAAUUAAAUAUAUUAAAUAUACGCAUAAUUAAAUAAAAUAACUAAAGUAAAUAUUCCUAAUAUUUCAUCUUUUAAAUCUACCGGCAAUACAUACGUAAUUUACCAAAGAAGAGAAAUAUGGUGAAUAAAAUCAGCAGUAUUGCAGUUAAAAAAUAUACCUAUACAUAUAAAAGUCAUACACUAUCAUAUUUUAAAACUUUUAACAGUUUGCAUUGUUUGUAUACUAAAAAUGCUUUUUCCAAAGUGGAUAUCUUGUAAACUUUACCCCCUAUAAAAUACAACACAGAGUCAUAUAAAGACGUAUUUAGUAAAAUUACCCAUAGAUUCAUAUUUUUGUAUUUGUUAAAUGAAAGGUUUAAAUUCCGUAAAGUAAAAUUUUAACGUAGAAUUAUUGUAAAAGAUUUCUUUAAAAUAAUUACCGUAUUAUACAGUUGAUGUAACCCCGUAUGUUAUGUCGUACGCAUUUUAAUUAAUUGUUAUAUAUUUGCGCUUUUCCAUAUAGAUUUAUUAAAAUAGUUUUAUUUUGCUAAGUAAAAUGUUUUUGUGAAAUUAGACUGAUUUAAAUGUUCUGUUGUCAUAAUUUUUUCUGUUCAUAUGUUGAUUUUCACAUAUAUUUUUUGGAAUUGUUACUUAUGAAUGCAUUUAUUUACAAACAUAAUAACAAAACGAUAUGAUAAUGCAAUAUGCAAUGACACAAAUGAUAUACAUUAAAUAAACGCUAAUCUUGCUAAGAAAACCCGAAUUUUUAAGAGAAUUUGAAUUGUAAUUACACAAUAACCUGUAGACUUCUACUUGUGUAGAAUCCAAUCCCUUGGUCAAUUUGAUUCAAUUAUCCCAUGGGAUAAUUAAAUGAUGACCAGGGAAUUGAUAUUUGUAUAAAACGCCGACACGAACUAAUGCACAAUAACUUUUUUUUAAAUAUUUGUCCACGAUGUGCCAAAGUCAUCACUAUACUACAUGUUAUUACCUUAUAUAUUAUAUUAAAAAUUGUCUAUUUUAUGGAGCACUAUUUUCCAUUGUUAUUAAAACCCAAAUUCUUUUUCUCAGAAAUGACUGAAUUGUAAUACAAUAUCUUUGCGUAGACACAAACGCCCUUUUAUCAUAUUCUUGUUGGGUAGUAUUAUUAUUCAGCUAAAGAGCCGAUUCUUUCUUUAAUCACCUUAUUAGUAUUUUAAAAAUAAAUGUGAUAUCCCUUUUUGUUCAUCGUCAAUAAAGAGUAUAA
Phyllotreta striolata is the source of this 3409-nucleotide messenger RNA. NCBI's taxonomy places the organism in Eukaryota, Metazoa, Arthropoda, Insecta, Coleoptera, Chrysomelidae. The record is from the annotation of a GenBank genome assembly.